AUGGCAGCCCUUAUCGAAUCCGUUGCUGAUGGUUUAUUUUCUGUUUGUGCUACAAUGGGAAUCGUGCCAAUCAUCAGGUGUCCCAAGGACAAUGCUGCUGAGCAUGUUGCGAAGGUGAGAAUGUUCGUUACAACUCGUCAAGAAUACUCAUGUGAUGAUCGAUUGGACCAGAAGCUUCGCGACAAUCUGCGAGACGCUCGUAACAAUCUUUUCACAGUUGAAAGUGUUCGUGCUGGACAACUAAAUGCCAGCCGCCCAUUGCUCUUGAUUGCUGACAGGUCAGCUGAUCUCGCAACGAUGUUACAUCACACAUGGACAUAUCAGGCCCUUAUUCAUGAUGUAUUGGAGUUAGAUCAGAAUCGAGUAACAAUAACUGAUAAAUCAAAAAGAAAGGAAUACGACAUGUCAAGUGGAGGAUCGGAUAAAUUAUGGACAAAACAUAAG
Messenger RNA from Strongylus vulgaris, 444 nucleotides. The record is from the annotation of a GenBank genome assembly. Lineage: Eukaryota; Metazoa; Nematoda; Chromadorea; Rhabditida; Strongylidae.